Messenger RNA from Symbiodinium necroappetens, 2733 nucleotides. The record is from the annotation of a GenBank genome assembly. Lineage: Eukaryota; Dinophyceae; Suessiales; Symbiodiniaceae.
AUGACUUGGAUGCGUGUACUGCAAGCUGUAGUGGCCUUGGCUUCGUCGGCUUAUGGUGUUUCUAUCACAAUUGAUCCAGCUGGCAGUGCACAACCACGAGAAGCUCAGCUUGUGCGCAAAGAUGUGAGACCGAAGCCGCACACUUGCGAUGACAAGACAGCCUGCGGUGGCUGUCAGGGGUUGGAGCAGUCGGCCUGCGAGACUGCUUGCUGGAUUGAUCAGGGACAGCAGCAUUGCCUGCAGGAGUCCCAGGAGAGGGCCAGAAGUCGGAAAAGACUUUUACCAUCUCGCCCAAGGCGAGAUGUCGGAAACAACUCUUGGUCCAUUGAGUUUUGGAAGAUGUACGCCAAGGUCCUCCUCAUGCGGCGGUCCAUACUUUGGAUCGCGUUUUCUUUGGUGUUGGUCAGCGCCGAGCCAGAGGGAGCGGAGCAAUGUCCUUGCUACAACUUCACCCGUGACGACUAUGGCUUCAGCUGCGGCGCUCAUGACAUCAAUGGGUGCAACAAGACUUCUGCACCUGCGUGGUGCAGGGACAGUUGGUGCUACGUACAGCCCUCCACUUGCACAGUCACUCAUGAGAUGAGUAGCUCCAUCCCAGGACUUGCCUGGUCUUACACCACCUGUGGCUUUCGUGACCAAUUCUCGCGUAGCAACAUUACGGAGAGCCUCCGUGGUCAGACUCUGCGAGUGCAGUUCUUGGGCAACACCGGGGGCUGGAAGGGGAACUACUGCCCCGGUUUUGCCGGUCAGCCCUGUGAGGGUCAACGGGGCUACGGACCUGUGGGGCGUUUCUUCGACCUGGUGGCAGGCAACGCUGGGAUCACAGUGCAGCAGGUUACAGCGGUGCCCGACCCCGUCCGAGACCAGUUGGAGCGCAUGGGUCAGCGCUCGAAUUUUGACCUCUGUAUUUGGGCUACCGGAAUGGGAUAUGUGGAUGUUUGCGUGGCUUCGCUGGUGAUGUUGCCGAGACGAACCGAUGCUUCACCCUUCGUGAAUCUUUGGUCGGAGCCCACCAUCUUGGUAGGCCCAGUGGUGGACACAGCCCAAGACGUUUCCUUCAGCGAAAUGCUUGGUGCAGCCUUUCGACCCUUCAGUCCCAAUCUUUGGCUUACGUUGCUAGCUGUCGUCACGUCGAGUUCUCUUAUCAUCACAUACUUCGAAACGUCUCCGAAUGGACAAUUUCAGGACUUGCAUGGCAAGAGGGAGAAGGCUACAGAAGCAGUGUACCGGGCAUUCUACAGCCUCUUCAUGUGCGAGUCUCGGUUCGAGCCUUGCACGUUGGGCGGUCGGAUUGUUGGUCUCGGCCUUGCCUUUAUGUGCAUUCUUUUCGUUUGUGGCUACACGGCCACUUUGGCCUCGUUUCUGGUUGAGGAACGACGCCUUGCCCCAAGUGUGGAGAGCCUUCAGGAUGCUAUCAGAAGCAACUACAAGAUCUGCGCCCACCCAAGCCAUUCGAUAACCUUGGAGGUCAACGGUGUACCUACGGCCAACCAUGUGGAAGUCACCGUUCGCUCAGACAUUCUGCCUGCAGUCAGCUUGGAGAGUGGCAGCAAGUGCCAGGUUGCCGUCCUUUCGGAAGAAGACUUCGUGUCUGCCCAAUCGUCUAACGGUGGCAGCUUCUGUGGUCUCGAAAGAAUCGAUGGUGCAAUCGGCUCUCACAUGGUGGGCUUGUCCGUUUCAAACAAGUGGGCGCGCCAGUUAAAUUAUGCUGUAAGCUCUGCCGCUGCAGAUGGCCAGGUGCAGCGGGCCAUCAAUGAGCAUCAGCCCACGGACUACUGCACCAACAUCAAUGCUGAGCUCCGUAAUAGUAGCCAGCCGGUGGCUUUGACAGUCCAGGGUAUGCUGGGACCCUUCCUCAUCACCAUGCUCUUUACGAUCCUGGGUAUCCUGGCACAUGUGUCGCGCCUGGCCCUGUUCAAAACUAUCGAGGAAGGCAGGAAGGUCAGCCGCCAUGGCAACUUUCGCGACGGUCUCAUGGAGAUUGCGGAAGACAUCCACCGGGUUGCUUCAGGGCUGGUUCAUCCAACCUUUAGCUCGUCAGAGCAUAUGGAGCAUCCCUCGGAAGAGCUCGGACCAGUGAGCCAGAGCGUGGCAGGGCGCGAGCAGACGGACCAAAUCUUGAGGAGAGCCAACUUCGCGAAUCUGCUGUACGCAGAACUGCGGGAUGCCACAAAGUUGCUUCGAAAUCCGGAAGUUCGCAGCCCCCGAACGCCGCGAGUUCUCCCAGUGGAUGCUCAGGAGCCCACUCUAAAGGCGGUCUUCAAGCUGCGGGGCAACCAGCCCAAGGAGUGGUCUCCGGGAAGCGACUCCGUCACAGCCGAGACCGUGGUCAAGGGAGCACACGCACAACAAAAGACUUCAUUCGGCAUCCUUGCGACACACAAAAAGAAGCACAUCAGGUCCAUGUACUCGCCGAGGGACUUGUACUCCUAUCCACCCAGCAUCAACAGUGAGAUUGGUUGGCACUUAAGUGAAGAUGGUGUGCUACCUCGCCUUACGACCGGAGCAAAGCGCAUCUCGUACCCGAAGUCGACGUCUUCGAUGACGAAGCAUCAAGACAACAUGUGUGUGCCUCAUGAGUCUAAUGCGGGGGAUGGUGAAACCAGGUUCGAGCCCCACAAGGACUUCAUCAAUGUACUUAAUGUCUGGAACGACUUGACGGUAAGCCACAAACCCUGUAUGGACCGUCAACAAGUCAUGGCGAGGCGAAGGCGACCCUUCCAAGUCGCUUGA